AUCAUUAGACUGGGGUGUUUUCAAGAAUUUAAAAGAUGAAUCCUAUAUACAAGAAGUGUUUAACUCGAAUAGGUUGGUUUGUAGCUUAUGGGAUGCUGGCAGGUUGGCUGUUAACCCUGGUAGAAAAGAGAGACGAACCGUACGCUGUCACUGCUAACAGGUUAUUGAAUGAAUUGAAAAAAGAGAUGAAGAACAAAUACAACAUAACCAACUCGUCUGAUUUUGACAGAUUUGUGGAAAAAGCCAAUGAGGCAAGUCAAUUGAUGAGGAAAUUUGACUGGACAUUCAUUAAUGGGUGUGGAUUUGCAUUUGCAGCCAUUACUACUAUUGGGUAUGGACACAUUACUCCACAAAAACCUCUUGGCCAGGGACUCACUAUAGUGCUCUGCAUUAUUGGUCUGCCAAUAACCAUGCUUGCUCUAAAAACAGCAGGAGAAGUCCUUCUCGUUAGUUUGCGAAACCUCACAAUUACUUUGGAAAAGAAGAUUCUUCGGCGAAGAAAACCGGAGAACAGUAUAUUCAAGUGCCUAUUGAUGAUCAUCUUUUGGAUUACGUUAUUGAUGUGUAUCCUAGCAACGGUUGAAAAAUACGUCAAUGGCUGGACCUUCCUGGAAGGAGUUUACUGUUGGUUUGUUACAUUAACGACUAUCGGUUUUGGCGACUAUUUACCACUUCAAAAGCUGUAUCGUGUUCAAGAAAAAAACAUGAUAUGGGUGUAUGCAGUUACAGGAAUAUUUUCUACCCUUCCUUACGUCAUGGCUCUUUGCCUGGUAUCCAGUCUACUUAAUUUGUUGGUCGAGUAUUCGGAAGAAUUUAAAAUGCAAUUUAACACAUUUUGUUGCCAUAUGGAGUGUUGCUGCUGCCGCAACCACAAGAGAGAGUUAAGAACUCUAGGUUCGACGAAGAAGGAGGAUAAUAACGCUGAGUUGCAGUUAAUGAAUGGAUAUGAAAAAUGAAAGGUUUUUUGGUCUCUUUGAAGGCUCUCAGAAGUUGCGGGCGUGGCUCUUCGAAAACGCUGAUUAUUUAUUGAUACAUUGUUUAAUAUGGGCGAUUGCGUCCCUAGCUUUUAAAUCCUAGUAUCCAAUGAUUAUCUACGUCUACUUAAGAAAUAUAUAGGCACAAAGCAAUAUUAAGAAAAUGCAAAAUACGAUUAAAGAAAUUGUAAUCUUAUUGAAUUGAAGAAACACAAAACACAUUGAAGAAGACGAACAAACGUCAUUUGGUUAAAUUCACAUUUACAUUAUUGUUUAUCUAUUCCUGGAUCCGAAAAACUGUAAACACGUCUAUUCUGCUCAGAUAAGACCAAUUAAUGUUAAGGAAAAAACGAUCGGUCUUCGAUUUUUUAAAAACUUUUUGAAUCGAAAGCAUGCCAGUUUACACCAUUGUCAGUAAUUGGUCAUUACUUAUGAGUAGUUUUACUAAAAAUAGUCGAAGUCAUUGGCCAAACUUUUUUUAUUACGGAAAAUGUAAAAGGUGUAGGUCUAAUGUUUCUACGAAAUUCAUUCUUCCAUUGCCUCUCUCACAUCCAUUUGAGACUAUCAAUAGUUUUGUUAUUGUU
Actinia tenebrosa (Australian red waratah sea anemone) is the source of this 1558-nucleotide messenger RNA. RefSeq names its product potassium channel subfamily K member 15-like. Gene Ontology annotation, biological process: potassium ion transmembrane transport; stabilization of membrane potential. Gene Ontology annotation, molecular function: outward rectifier potassium channel activity; potassium ion leak channel activity. Gene Ontology annotation, cellular component: plasma membrane. The record is from RefSeq and is a predicted model, not a curated record. NCBI's taxonomy places the organism in Eukaryota, Metazoa, Cnidaria, Anthozoa, Actiniaria, Actiniidae.